Molecule: messenger RNA, 1672 nt
Organism: Anopheles moucheti
Lineage: Eukaryota; Metazoa; Arthropoda; Insecta; Diptera; Culicidae
Product: transmembrane protein 53-B
Exons: 4
Coding region: 263-1174 (303 amino acids)
Source: RefSeq, a predicted model, not a curated record
AAGCUCCGGCGGAAAUACACCCCCAAAAUGUGUUAAUGGUCGACGUUCGGUGCGGUAUUGGACGUGUCCGGGUGUGCUGAAGAAAGUUCCAAUGGUGUUUAAUACAGUGGUCAACGGUAUCGCUUCAAUUGGUUAAGUUCUCCACGCAUCUUACGGGGAAAAUCAUCCAAAACGCUUUCGCUUCCAGCAAUCCCAGCAGCUUAACCACGUUUACCGAUUGAAGGUAGGAAGCAGAAAAAAAACGAAGACACUCCACACACUAAUGUCGGCUAUUUACGGGACGCGGAUGGAAUCGGAUUAUCCACUCGACGAUACGCUGGAGUACUUUAUCAAAUUCCCCUCGCCCAACUUCCGGAGCGACACACAAACGGCCGAAAGUGACUAUGUGUUUGUGUGCAAUGAAACAAAUGUCCCCAUCGUGUUGCUGCUUGGAUGGGCCGGAUGUCAGGACAAAUAUCUCAUGAAGUACUCCAAGAUUUACGAAGACCGUGGACUCAUCACCAUCCGAUACACGGCGCCGGUGGAAAAUCUGUUCUGGAAGCGUGCCGGGAUGCAUCAGAUUGGGGAGAAGAUAUUGAAACUCAUCUACGACAUGAACUUCGACAGCCAUCCGCUUAUAUUCCACGUAUUUUCCAACGGAGGUGCGUUCCUGUAUCAACACAUUGCUCUGGCAUUAAGACGCUCCAAAUCCCCGAUCAAUAUCUGCGGCAUGAUCUUUGAUUCUGCGCCGGGAGAUCGGCGGAUAGUGGGUCUUUAUCGUGCCAUUACGGCUAUCUACGGGAAGGAGCGACGGUGCAACACACUACUGUCCGCUUUAAUGGCCGUCGCAGCCAUUUUGCUGUGGACUUUUGAGGACGCCUUCAAUUAUGUGCUUAAUUUUAUCAAACCCCGCGGCUACGAAGUACAAACCAAUCCGUCGUACAAUCUGAAGUACGAAAGCAACGCAUGGCCACAGCUGUUCCUCUACUCGAGAGAGGAUCUUUUGAUACCCUACACUGACAUUGAAAAGUUUGCCAACUACCGACGACGCUGCGGUGUGGACGUACGUAUGGUUUGCUUUGAACGUUCGGAGCACGUAAAACACUACAUCAGGCAUCCGCAGCAAUACGUCUACACCGUGUGCAAGUUUAUCAACGACUGUUUAUCUCACUACUAUGGCAAAUUUCACAACUAAAACGUUCAACAUCGAGCUUUCGAAACAUCGGUCCAUCGGUAGCGCGAAGUUUAUUUAGUUAUGUUAUACGAUUCGUUCAGUUUAAAGUCGCAAAUGGCACAACAAUUAGUUACUACGCGCGCAAAGGAACGCACAUUUACAAUUAAGAACUAAACCGCCCCCCCCCCCGAAGUGCGACACUUACAACAAGCAAGCCUUUCCUCGAGCAUGAAACUUUAGCGAAUUCCUGCGGAUGGGUGGGAAUAGUUAGUCUAGCAAGUUAAUUAUUUUAUUCACAAUAUGCAUAGCAAUUGGUUUUUUGUGAUUCACCUAGAAACUAAUAAGCAUCUUUAAAAUGCCUUAAUUCCGUGGUGCACGAGAUUGAGCGCACCCGCGUGUACGUUAACUUUCUUAGUGCAGUAGUAGCAGUAAAAUGAAACUCCAAAAGUGUAUGUUCCGUUCUAGCAAAACGGUAUCUGUGAAACGAAACCAUUUCCAAGGAUUUAAUAAAAGGAUCAU